CCCCCCAAAAGAAAAGAAGAACUAACGGCGAGUAAACAUUUUCCGUGAACAAACGGAAGAGAAAAACGGCGUUAGCUCUACCCCCUAUAUAAAUACCACAAACCAAUCUCUGUUCUUGUCUCUUUCACUAAUUCAUUCCUGUUUGUCUCUGUACAACAUAUUCUUAACGUACACCACCCACUCGCACCAAAUCAAAUCCAAAUCUUCCAGUUUCCGAUCACAUCACCGGACCGGACUUCCAGAAGAUUCGCCGGAGCAUCUUUUUCUGUAUAAAUGUUGCAACAUUAUUGAAAAAACCUACGUGUUUUGAAGUUUGAUAAGAGACAAGAUCAGAGUCUGUGAAGGCCAGUCGUUUUCGAAGAGGAAUUAUUAAGGAAAAAGAAGUUUUGUAUUUUGGUUAAGCAUAUAAAGAAGGAUCGAAGUAGAAAAAGAUGCUGACGUGUAUAACAUGUUCCAAGCAGCAGAUAGAAGAUGGAGGAGAGGAAGUGGGGGCGCGUGGGACUCCAAGCAGUAAAGAAACCGUCAAAAGCCUCACGGCGCAGAUCAAAGAUGUUUUGAAAGUUUCCGGUCCUUCGAAGGGGAAACCUCCAAUAGCGCCUAGUAGUUGCAAGAAUGGAAAAAGAGGUUACCCGGAUUUUGAGACGAUAACCGAAGGGGCUCAUUACCCGUAUAUGCAACCGGGAAGCUCGAGCUCUACUCCUGCUUGGGACUUUACUAGUAAUGAUCCACAUCAUACAAGUGGAGGUUACGAGCCACCUAGACAAUCGGGUCAUUUGGUUUUGGAGGAUGAAGAUGAACCUAAAGAAUGGAUGGCUCAGGUCGAACCGGGUGUUCAGAUCACUUUUGUUUCGUUACCUAAUGGCGGAAAUGACCUUAAACGGAUUCGAUUCAACCGGGAAAUGUUUGACAAAUGGCAAGCUCAAAGGUGGUGGGGUGAAAACUAUGACCGAAUAAUGGAGCUUUACAACGUUCAAAGAUUCAACUGUCAAGCUUUAAACACGCCUUCUCGUUCUGAAGACGGGAGAGAUUCUACUUACUCGAGGCUCGGAUCAGCAAUGGAAAGUCCAAUGAUGAACCCAUCAGUUCACAAAGAGUGGAAUAGGAACUAUGGAGGCAACCCACAUUACAACGCAGGACCCAAUGCGUAUGGGGCUGGUGGGCCCAAGGGUGAGGUGUCAUCUAUGGAGGCAUCAAGGACAACAACUUCAUCUAGAGACGAGGCUUCAAUUUCCGUCAGUAAUGCUAGUGAUAUGGAGUCUGAGUGGAUCGAGCAAGAUGAACCUGGUGUUUAUAUUACAAUCAGACAGUUAACGGAUGGCACUAGAGAGCUUCGCCGUGUUAGAUUCAGCCGUGAAAAGUUCGGGGAAGUGCAUGCAAAACUUUGGUGGGAACAAAACCGGGAGAGAAUACAAACUCAAUACCUUUAAUUAUACCUUUAACUAUACAAGGACCGACUACUCGAACGUGUUAACAGCAUCUCGUAUGAACAUGAUAUACAACCAUUGUUUGUUCACUAAUCAUAUCGUUAUCGGGGUUCUAGAGGGUGAUUUUUUUUUUUUUUUUUUUUUUUUACAUUAAGGUGCGGAUUUAGGGAUCUAAAACUUUUAUGUUAUAUGUAAUGGUGCAUCUCUUUGACGUUAAAUUAUGAGAGGGAUUUGAUGUUCCCUUUUAUGGGGGUUUAGAUUGUGUUUGUAAGUUGAAAUUUGAAGUGUUGUAUCUAUUUGUUUAUUGGUUAAAUUAUGAGGGUGGGUUUGUUGGA
Messenger RNA from Helianthus annuus (common sunflower), 1759 nucleotides. RefSeq names its product protein BREVIS RADIX. The record is from RefSeq and is a predicted model, not a curated record. Bases 432 to 1427 code for a protein of 331 amino acids. Lineage: Eukaryota; Viridiplantae; Streptophyta; Magnoliopsida; Asterales; Asteraceae. The transcript has 7 exons.